GACCGGACCUUAAAUUCCCUAGGCACCCGUAUGUUUUCGAUUGAACAUUUCCGUUUUAAACCGUUACUCGACAGCAAUAUGAGAACGAUGGAUACGAUAUGCCGCAAAAUAAGCGACUCGUCGUUCACGUCUCACUGCGUGUCGGCGUUCCUCGUACGGCUGCUCUUGAUACUGUACGCCAAUGUUCACGACGGUCUCUUCAGCGUGCCGUACACGGACGUGGACUACAAAGUGUUCACCGACGCCGCCAGGUACGUGACGGAGGGACGAUCGCCCUUCGAGCGUCACACCUAUCGCUACUCACCAUUGUUGGCCUGGCUCUUGACGCCGAACGUCGUGCUGCACAAAGACUUCGGCAAGCUUCUGUUCUCUGCAGCGGAUAUACUGAUAGCGAUCUCGAUCAGGAGCGUUCUCGCGCGACAGAGAUGCAACGCGGCCACGAGGGAACUGUGCGCGCUCCUGUGGCUCUGCAAUCCGCUGACGUUGGUGAUCUCGACGAGGGGUAGCGCGGACUCUUUGGCGGUCCUCCUGGUCACUCUUACAUUGGACCUGCUGCAGAGGGACAAGUACGUAUCGGCUGGACUGCUGCACGGGGUGUCCGUGCACUUCAGAUUGUACCCGCUCAUGUUCAGCCUGCCGAUGUACUUGUCCCUGCGCAAGGGCAACCGCUUCUUGCCGAACAAGGACCAAUGGAGGUUCGCGUCGAGCUGCGUGCUAUCAAUCAUCGCGUUCACCGCCACCAGUUACCACCUAUAUGGCUUCAGUUUCCUGCAGGAGAGUCUUCUCUACCACUUAACGCGCAAAGACGCCAGGCACAACUUCUCCGUCUACUUCUACAUGCUUUAUUUGUCCGCCGAUCAACCGCCCGACGUGGUCCUGAAGGUUCUCACGUUCUUGCCGCAAUUGCUGCUGCUGCUGGUCACGUCGUAUUAUUAUUCGGAGAAGUCCGACUUACCGUUCGCUAUGUUCGUCCAGGCGAUCAUUGCGGUGAUGUACAACCCGGUCUUGACCUCCCAGUACUUCUUUUGGUUCUUGUCCCUGUUACCGCUAUGUCUGCCGAGCAUCGGCAUGAGCCUACGCAGAUGCGCGUGCCUAAUGUGCAUUUGGAUCGCGAGUCAGGCCGUUUGGCUGCUGGCGGCCUACCUGUUGGAAUUCCAAGGUUUCAAUUUGUUCGGUUUACUGUGGUUGUCGGGCCUGUUGUUCUUCGCUGUCAACGUGAAGGUCUUGGUAGAUAUCGUUAGUCAUUACAAAAUGUAAUUGUUACACUGUGUGUCACCGGGUGAGACUCUUCUUCGGGUCUCCUCGAAUAUGUUACCCUUUGUUUAUGUAUUUGCAGAAAAUAAAAAAUGACUGAAAGCGCAA
This is a messenger RNA of Dinoponera quadriceps, 1362 nucleotides long. RefSeq names its product GPI mannosyltransferase 1 (gene PIG-M). Gene Ontology annotation, molecular function: GPI mannosyltransferase activity; alpha-1,4-mannosyltransferase activity. Gene Ontology annotation, biological process: GPI anchor biosynthetic process. NCBI's taxonomy places the organism in Eukaryota, Metazoa, Arthropoda, Insecta, Hymenoptera, Formicidae. The transcript has a single exon. The record is from RefSeq and is a predicted model, not a curated record. The coding region runs from base 31 to 1257 and encodes 408 amino acids. Gene Ontology annotation, cellular component: membrane; glycosylphosphatidylinositol-mannosyltransferase I complex.